AUGAAGCUCUUUGGUGGCGAGCCAACUGGGGGUCUGUGGCUGAUCCUGAAAGCCUUUGUGAGCGUCGCAGUGGUGACGCGGCAGUACGACUUGGUGAACCGGAUGGUUGUCCAGAUUCCGGACGUCCUGGGCGCUCAUCAAAUGGCCCACCUCUACACCGCGGAGGAGGCAGAUGCCAAGAAGUGGACAGGAGCGUACUUCAGCCACACGGAGGUGCGGGCAGAGGCAUCCGCGGACUCUGAGCUCUUGGCCAUACUGCCGGCAGACUGCCCCGGCUGCGUCAAGGAGGAGGACCCAGAAGGCUUUGCUGAGAUUUGCUUCCCCUUCCAGGGCUACAUCCCUUGGAGCGCAGUUCGACUCUGUGAUCCGAAGGAGAUGCCCACCAAAGCGGAGGACUACUCCCCAGCGUUUGAGCUGGUCAGUCUCAUGUACCACACCAGGCGCCAGUACACGGGCAGCAGCGGACCUCUCUUCAUGGACGAGAUCUCUGCCAAGAAGCUCUGCGAUGAAAUCUUUCUGCGGGAGAAGGCCAGCGGCCUGUUGAGGAGACUGGGCCACGGCCACUGCAGUGUGGUCCACGGCAGCUUCUUGGCGGAGACGGCGUCCAAGAGCUGGUGGCCGCCCAAGUACCAGGAUUGGGCAUACCACUCCUUUGUUGCCUUCGAGGAUGGUCACAUUGCGGAUCUGACGGCUGACCAGUUCGAUGUCUCAGUGCCUCAACUCUGGUACCCCGCGGACCCCAGCCGCUACGACCGCAGUAGCCAUCCUGCUGAGGCUGCGCGCUUUGCCAGGCAGGUGACGAUCGGCUUGGAGAAGUGGCGAAGCUUCAUGGAGAAGGAGAGAAAGAGUGCGCCUCGGCGCAUCUACGAGUGGUGGGACGCGGAGAUGAAGGGCGGCUUCGAUGUUCGGCACGGGCAGCAGGGCCAGGUGCUGCGGUGCGGCAAGCCACUGACUCCUCCAGAGCCCUGCAAGGUCGCUUGGGUCAAAGAGCGCAAGGUGUCCUUCCGCCGGCUCACGGAUGCGACGGAGCUGGAGGUCUACCUCGUGGAAGGGCUCUUCGACAGCUUCGAGCUGCAGCGCCUGCUGGGGUUCUGUGAGCAACGCCAAGGCUUCCAGCCCUCGCUGCAGAAGGACAAGCGCGGCCAGGUGGUGCAGGACGGGCGCCGCACCUCGCACUCCUGCGCUAUGCGGUGGAAGCUGUUGGGCGACGAGGGCCAGGAGGAGACCUUUCACGCGCAGAACGCCACAGAGCGCUGCGCAGCGGCGCUCGGGGUGGAGGCCCUGUGCUUGCCUGGCUCAUGGCUUGGCUCGCUCAGCCUGGCGGAGUAG
Effrenium voratum is the source of this 1329-nucleotide messenger RNA. The record is from the annotation of a GenBank genome assembly. NCBI's taxonomy places the organism in Eukaryota, Dinophyceae, Suessiales, Symbiodiniaceae.